Schistosoma rodhaini is the source of this 1952-nucleotide messenger RNA. The record is from the annotation of a GenBank genome assembly. NCBI's taxonomy places the organism in Eukaryota, Metazoa, Platyhelminthes, Trematoda, Strigeidida, Schistosomatidae.
CGCCCUGGACAUUUCACUGCAUACUUUUCCAUGAUUUAAACCGUGAUGUAAAUUUUCAUUUCUAAUAAUGACAAAAACAUUCUUAACAAUAAUAUCUUGAAAGUCAUGGUCCGUUCGAUUGAAGUCGUAUAUCAACAUUAGAAUUUUUGUAUAACUAGUAAAACUCUUGCACACGCACACUCUGAAACGUGUAACGAAACCACACCACGACGUAAACAGAACACAGAACAAAGCAUCAUCUGCCAGGAUUUACGAAAAUUUCGUCACUCUGAUCGUAUUGCAAUGCUCUUUCUGGGUUUGAUAUAACUGCGACGGUGAAUUCUUCAACUGCUAAUUCACUGAGGAAGCUGAUAGAUUACAAAACGGUGUAAUGGAUUGAAUAUUUGAAGUAAUUGUCUUUUCCACCAUAUAAUUGAACAGUUAUCUGCUAAUAACUCUCUGAUUCCAAGAAGCAUUCAAGUUUCUCUCCAAAUAAUAAAGAAAAUCAUUGCAGGCAAUCUUCACAGUUUCUGGAAGGAAAAUGACUAUUCGGAAACUAAGACUGAUUUCACUUCAAAGAUCCAUAAUUUUGUGUAUAAUUCUCCUUUUGUUUGCAAUCGCUUUGUCAUACUAUAUUUUAAUCGGAGUUUACACCGUAAUUGAACCUGAUGUAAAUUGUAUUUCGAAUAAACCACAACAAAUUGUAUUUAUUGGAGGUUACCCAAGAAGUGGCACCACUCUUAUGCGUGUCUUGUUAGAUGUACAUCCAAUGAUUCGGUGCGGUCCCGAAACUAGAGCAAUACCCAAGAUCCUCAACUUACGAGGUCAGUGGAGUAAAGGAAAAGAAAUUGAACGACUUAAAGCUGCUGGUCUAUAUCCCGUUGCAGUCGAUUCUGCUGUACGAUCAUUUAUAUCGUCUUUGAUCAAAAAUGCCGGAGAAAAUGCACCUGUUCUGUGUAAUAAAGAUCCACUAUCAUUUAUUCAUCUUGAAUAUUUGGCGGAAAUAUUUCCUGAGGCGAAAUUCGUUCACAUGGUACGUGAUGGGCGUGCUGUGAUCAAUUCACUAGUAAAACGAAAGGUUUCCAUUAAAGGAGCACCUAAACUCAUAGAUGAAAAAUUUUUUGCUUGGGAAAAUCGAGUAGGUCAGAUGUUAAAAUCAUGUGCAGCUGUUGGACAUAAACGAUGCACAACAAUCAAAUAUGAAUCAUUGGUACUCAGACCAAGUGAAGUUCUGCGUGAACUGUUUGAAUUCCUCGAAAUACCAUGGGAUUCAAUCGUUCUUCAUCAUCAAACGGUCAUGAAUAAUAGUUCUCUAAGCAAACUCGAACCGAGUACUUCACAAGUUGUUCAUCCAAUCCACUUGGCCUCACUAACUUCAUGGGCUUCCAGUGGAUCAGUGUUACCUGAAUCCUUCAUCUCAUCAAUACACAGAGAAAGUGAUGUACUGAAAACACUUGGUUACGCUGAUUUGGGUGUACCACCUGAUUACGGUACUCCAGAGAACCAGGUGGUCAAUAUAACUAGUCACCUGAUCAAUGAUCCACAAUUCAGACGGAUAUUCUAACUGCUGUUAUGGUUGUCUGUGAUGUUGAUGGUUUGUGGUAACAUUUUGUAUUGUAGUAAUCUUCUACUUUUUAUUUUCUAACUUUCUCUUCAUGUAACUUCAUAAUAAUAAUUAUGAGAUUUGUGGAAUUUCUCUCUAUCUCUUUCUUUUUUGAAGAAUAUUCAACCAACAUAUCUUUAUCUGUGAUUAUGGUCCUUUAUAGUUUCUAUGUUGACUUUGUUUUAUUUUUAUAUACAUACGAUAUGUGAUAACAAGAAAUUAUUUUUUGAAUAAUAAAUUUUGAAUCCAGUUUAUUAUUUUAAAGGAAUAACAAGUAGAUAUAUGAGUGAGACAUUGUAUAAACGAAAUUUCGAAGUAUUGGCCAGUCGGUAUUUUUGAAUUUAUAUUUGAAUAAAUUUUUUAACUAUUU